AUUUUAUUAGUUCUAAUUUGAAAGAACUUUAUACAUACUCACAAAAUUAUAAAAGUAUUUCUAUUUAGAUCCCAAAUAGAACUCGAGAUGAGACGAAAACUUCGUCCCGGACAAAGUAUGUAAUUAAAAAAUCUACAGAUUGGAGCCACUCUGAGAGGCAGAGUCUUUGGAAGGAAUAUGAAAUUGAUUAUCUCAUACAAGAAGCAAAAGUUCUACUAUAUUUAGUCCUAACAUUCCAUUGCACUUUGCAUCAGAUGUUUUGAUGCUCGAUUGGUGACUCUUGGUUGGGUGUUGGCUUGGUUGAUUUGUGAUUUUAAGUUUGAUGAGACAAUAGAAGGAGGUUGGAGGAGACAUAUACAUGCAUAAGUGCAGUCUGUGAUAUAACGACAUCGAUUCUGCAUUUUAUUCAGUGUGGUGCAGACUAAUUUGCAAAUAUUUGAGUUCUAUUAAUAUUUGUCGAUCACUACAAAUUCAACAACCCACAGACAGACUCAUAAUCAAGACUAUAGAUGUGUACAGCAGUUUAAAGUAAAUAAGAUCCAAAUUUAAUCAAAUUCUGAGAAGUUCAUUCAACUUAUUAGAGAAUUAAGAGAAUGUGCAAAUUAAAAAAUAUAAUGUUGACACUCAAAAUAGAAUGGAUACUAUAUAUACACACAUUGACAGAAUAAGUCAGUCUUCCGUACUCGCCUUACGAGUGAGAUAGUCAACAUCUACCAGAUUAAAAGAAGAGAUGUAAAUUGAGUAGAGUAAGGGUCUGAGAUAGGUAGCGGAAGGUCUACCUUAUGCAUACAAUGUAGCGCAUAAUUACAUAGAAUUAUUUGAGAACAUGAAGUACAAUAUAUAUUUAUAUACUUAAGUAUUGUUAGGUGUUAUUUUAAUUUAAUGUUUAAGAAAGACAUACUCUAAAGAGGAAAUGCUUGUUUACGGUUCAUUCAGUAUUUUUCAGAUGUUUGUUCUUUAAAUAUGUUACUUGGGAAACUAUAUCAGGUGUAAAAAAUUUGUGUGAAUCGAAAGUUUUUAUAAAUGAUUAAUUUAAAAACACAUGUCAAAAUGCGUACAGCUCAGAAACUUUAUGUUUGUGAAGUAUGCCAGAAAAGCUUUUCAAAAAUUUAUAAUUUAAAAAAGCACCACAGAACACAUACUGGAGAGAGACCGUAUAUUUGUGAAAUGUGUACAAAAUGUUUUGCACGAAAUGAUACAUUAGAAAAACAUUUGAGAACACAUACCUCAGAAAAACCUUAUGUUUGUGAAGUGUGUGAACGAGCUUUCGCCCAAAUUGGUCAUUUAAGAUCGCACCUGAGUCUGCAUACUGGAGAGAAAUCGUUCUUUUGUGAGAUAUGUGAAAAAAGCUUUUCCCGAAUCGAUACUUUAAAAAAACACACAAGAAUACAUACAGCAGAAAAACCUUUCAUUUGUGAAGUGUGUAAAAAAUGUUUUACACGAAGUAGUGAUUUAAAAUCUCAUCUAAGAAUACAUACUGGAGAAAAACCGUAUGCAUGCGAAGUUUGUGAAAAAUGUUUCGCUCAUGCUGGUAAUUUAAAAACACACAUGAAAAUACAUACUGGAGAAAAAUCUCAUGUCUGUGACAAGUGUAGUAAAGGAUAUGCACACCUUUCUCGUUUGAUAAUUCAUCUCAGAACACAUACUGAAGAGAAACCUUUUGUUUGUGAUGUGUGUAAAAAAAGCUUUUCACGAAUGAGUGGCUUAAAAACGCACAUGGCAACACAUACUUCAGAGAAGCCACACGUUUGUGAAGUCUGUACGAAAUCUUUUGCACAUACUAAUUAUUUAAAAAAGCAUCUGCGUAUACACACUGCUCAAAAACCCUAUGUUUGCGAACUAUGCGAAAAAGACUUUGCACAUUGUGAUUAUUUAAAAUCACACAUGUUAACGCAUAUGGAAGAUAAACCUUACGUUUGUGAAGUGUGUCUAAAAGGUUUUUCGCAAACAAGUCAUUUAAAAUCACAUAUGAGAAUACACACUGGAGAGAAACCUUUUGUUUGUGAGGUAUGUAAUAAAGGUUUUAACCAUAUCAGUCAUAUAAGAACACAUAUGAGGAUACAUACUGGGGAGAAGCCUUAUGUUUGUGAGGUGUGUGAGAAAGGUUUUUCACAAAUUGCUCAUUUAAAAUCACAUAUGACAAUACAUACUUGAGAAAAACCGUAUGUUUGGGAAAUGUGUAAAAAAAAAAAUUUACACAAAUUGAUAAUUUAAUAGUUGUUCUGAGAAUUGUAUUAUAGAUUAGAUUAAAUGCAAAUUAUACUUAU
Molecule: messenger RNA, 2267 nt
Organism: Bombyx mandarina (wild silkworm)
Lineage: Eukaryota; Metazoa; Arthropoda; Insecta; Lepidoptera; Bombycidae
Biological process (GO): regulation of transcription by RNA polymerase II
Molecular function (GO): DNA-binding transcription factor activity, RNA polymerase II-specific; RNA polymerase II cis-regulatory region sequence-specific DNA binding
Source: RefSeq, a predicted model, not a curated record